UCAUGGCGAACGAAAGUUGUCCAUGAAUCUUUACACGCUACACCAAUUUUUUCUUCAUUCCCAUUAAACUCUUCAUUUUCUCAAAGUGCAAAUUUCUUUGCUAAUAGGUGAGUAAAAAAAAACAAAUAUAACAUAAUCUCAAAUAGCUAAACGCUUUCAAAGCCACUGGACAGCUCAGUGGGCUUGUUUCGGGACAAGCUAACGCCGGCUUAUCGCCAGUGACGUUAUCUAAGGCCGCCAUUUUGAACAACUUGACUCUGAUUCCUUCUUCGAUUCCACCAGUUUCACUUGGUGCGAUAAACAUCCCACUAUCCCACAGAAGAAAUCUUUGCGGGACAGAAGAAAGCGCUUGAAAUGGAGACAGGUGACGAGCCAACGCCCAGCAAUUUAACACCAAUGAGCACACCAGCCUCAGCGGAUAAAGCAGGAAAAAAAACUAAAAAAAAUACUGAUGAAGAACACGGUUUGAAAUUUGAAUCGAAGCUGAGGGCGUUGUUUUGCAUCCGAGCACUCGGGGCCGGUUACAGAUUUGAAUUGGGCAAAGGAAGGGAAGACCUGGGCGGUAAGUUUGACGAUGUGAUUUUCCGAUAUCAAGUGCCAGACGAAACACCUGAAGGUAAGCAUUGGCUCUAUCGCUACCUGCAGGCCAAACACAAGGAAAACGAGAAUGACAAGAUAAAUGCGGAUCACCUACUAGAUAAGGGCAAGGGCGAUUUCAGCUUACCAAAGUAUUUCCGUUCGUUCUGCAUGAUAAGUCGGAGAGGCGGUGACAUUCAAGACUGCAUCAUUUGCACCAACAUCAACUUUUAUGUGAAAGGUGACAACAAGGACAAACGGACAGGCUUCGUGGCGAACGACCACCAACCUGAUGAAAAUUUAAAAUUAGAUCCGCAAGAAAAGAAAGGAGAACAAACAGCUAGUGAUCGAUUGAAUUGCACAAGGGAGUUACAAGAUAAUGCUAAUGAUUCCGUGUGGAUUAAACAUAAGCAACAAGACGUCAUCAAACUGAUACGUAUAAAAGACGAAAAUGAAAGAAUUUUCGAAUUUGGUCCUCAAGAAAAGACAGCUCGUUAUAAAUUGGAAUUCACAGACGAGUUACAAGAUGAAGCGUUAAAGGAAUGGCCGUCAGACAUAGAUCGUCUUGCCGAAAAGUUGCAAGACUUUGGGAAGAUAAGCGAAGAUAAAAAAAAAAUUGAUAUGAAAAUCGAUGUCUUUAAAAACUUUCAUGUUGCUUUAAUCAAGGAACACGUCAUUGUCAUUGAUCCUACUAACAAAACAAACGGAAAGUUCCAUGAGGACUUUCUCAAGGGAGCUAAACAUCUUGAAGUGCGCGAUGUUUUCUACGUGUCCCCGUUGUCCGAUGGAGCUAAUCAACUAUGUCAAAUCCUCAGCAAAAAGGUGGGAUACGUCGAAUUAGUAAAAUGGAAAUUCCAACUGAGUAACAAUUUUGGAAAGAGCCAAACGAACGGUGAAACAGAAAAUGGCCUACCGUUAAAAAUCGAGGUCGCAGACCUUGAAGCAUUUCUCGAGAAAUUGGUGUUCGUGGUAAACAUGCCAAACGAAGAGCGAUUUGAAGAGAUUUUACAAACUGAAGAUGUGAGCAAGUACUACACUCGCAAAGAAUGCAAACAGCAAACGAACCACUUGUUGAAAGAAAUACCGGUUGCUAUACAGAAGGCAAUGGAAGGGGGCGAUUGGCUAACAUCAGAAAAAGCCAAGGAGAUCUUACUAGAAGGUGCUAGAGAGAUUUCAACAGAGUAUCAGACAAAAUUAAAAACCAUGAUGGGGUUCAACGAAAAUGCUAGUAAUAAAAUGACCGUUAAACUAACACAUUUGCUAGCUAAUGGUAACAGGAUUGAACGAAUUAUUACCCAGUCACCGAAGCAUACGGCUGUUAAAGUCUUUUCGGCCAUUCAGAAUGUACCGGAGUACAACAGGAAUGAAAGCUUUUUGGUGGUGAAACUGAGUAGUUUACAAGACAAGGACCGUUGGAAAAACAUUUUGAAAUUAAAUCAAGAUUCUCACCAUCUUCUCAUCGUCGUUUGCGAUAAAGAAACACCUGAUCCAUGUCAUUAUGCAGAUCUUGUUCCGGAUAAUCAAAAGGUCAACAAAAUAAUGUUCCUCUGUCGUGACGGAACUGGUGGAAUGACAGACAGCAUCACUUUCGCAGAGUUGAGCGAGAAAUUUCAAAAGGCUAUCCUACAGAAAACAAUUACGUUCCAAGGAACGACGUUAACCGUGAAUGAGCUGGUUGGAAACGAGCCAGACAAAGCCAUCGAUUACCUUUCUAUAGAAGAAUUGCUGUUCCAGCAGAAUAAAGAUAUCAACAUUUAUAAAUCGGACACAUCGGCAUACGAAAAAUCUUCGUACAUCGAAAGGCGGUUGAUGACUGCAUUCAACAAAUCUUCCGAAACUAAAUUAGCAAAUCGUUUAAAUUUUACGGUAGAUCAGCUCCAGGACAAAUGCAGAAUCACUGCGCAAGGUGGAAUAAAAUGGCUUGUCAAACACGAAGAGCGUCAAUCCAUAUGGGAAGCAAUUAAACGUCUUACAGAUGAACAAGUGUCCUCAAACGCUAUCGACGAGAGCCAGCUCAUCCGGCUGGAUGAGGGAAGUGAACGACUUCCGGUUGUUAUUAUAUCUGGUGUGGCUGGAACAGGCAAAUCAACUCUCCUCUCCCAUUACUACAUGGGAAUGAAACGAGCAAAACCAGAUCACUGGAUCAUUAAAAUAAAUCUAGUUGAGCACGAAACAGCUCUCUCACCAUCAGCGGCAACUUCUGAAGUCAACGGCGUUGAUUUCCUUGUCAAGCAGUUGCACAUCGUUGCAAAUGACAGCUUGUUUUCUCGAUCACUGUUAAGGCACCGAAUAAAAACGGGAGACAGGAUUGCUUUCAUGUUUGAUGGCUUCGAUGAAAUCAGUCGUGAUUGUCAACAGAACGUAAUCCGUUUGAUGAAAAUGCUCGCCGAGAAGGAAACGAUUGAACUCUACGUGACGACCAGGCCCCACAUGGUAGAAGAAUUACAAUCUGGGUUGUUUCAAUUGGCACAUCACCUGCAAAUUUUGGCUGAAAAAGGCCAAAUUGAUUACUUAAUCAAGCAUUGGCAAGCAAAUUUACAAAACAUUGAAACGGAAAACAAGCCUAUUAUUAUAAAGAAGUUCGCCGAAGCGUUAGCUCACCGAGUAUCGCAGACUCUAACAGAUGAAGAAAAAUCCUUCAUUGGAGUUCCAUUGCAAUGUCGAAUUCUAGCCGAGUGCUACCAGUCGGAUGUUGAAGAACAAAUAAAAAACGACAAUGUAAAUGUAACAUUAAGGUAUCAAAAUUUCGAUUUAAAGAGUCUGUACGACUGUCUUUUGGAAGCAAAACGGCGAAUCUUUCGGAAAGAAAAGACAAAAUCGUUAAGUAUCGGUGACAUCGGGAGCUGCGCUAUGGAUUUCUUGAUCGAUGACAUUGAGUCUCACCUGACUAAAUUGGCCAUAGAGACACUCGUCGUGAAGGAGAAGAACGUGAAUAUUUUAUGGCCCUCUCGACUGUCGUAUUAUCACUCGGCUACUGAAAAGUCUGAAAAGGAAAAAACAACAAAUGAUUUAGGAGUGAAAUACGGAUUAGUUCUAUUUACCAAAGGUGAAGAGAAAUCUAAAGUCCAGUUCAUUCAUCGCACCUACGCCGAAUACUUGUUUGCUCGAUAUUUGCAUAGAGGAAUGGACAUAACCACUGUCGAGGAGAACCAGCUUUUGGAUGGGGAACCUGUACGCAAAUUGAUCAUUAAUGAAAUUUUAGUUGAAAACAAUUAUCAAGGAGUAAGGGUAUUUUUGAAUUCCAUGCUGAACAAGACGGAAGUUGGUCGAAGAACGAAACUACCACAUCAAUUGAAAAAAUUUGCUGAAGAUUUAGCUCAGCACAUCAAAAACCCACAACAAUUUAGUUCAGUUUUUAUCAAUCGGUAUACCAACGCGUUAAUUGCUGCCUCAAAAACUGCGAACUUGUUUCAAUUUUUACUCGAUUGCCUCGAUGGAUCUUUGGGCGAAACUGAAACGAAGCCAAUCAUCAAGGCUGCAUUCGAACAAUUUCUCAGUUAGCAGCUUUCCAAUUUCAAGCCAUGAACAAUGGCCAAAUGUAUAAAAGACUGCUUCCCCAUUAUGGCGACGUAUUGCUUUGACGCGCAGCACGUCGGAUUUUUUUUUUACUGCAACAAUCAUAGGAGGUCUAGACUGCUAGUAACGUCCGAUUGGCGAAACUUGUCGUUGCAGCUUAAAUCAUUGUCGACAAGUCUGUGACUAUUAUAGUUAGUGUUUUAUGUACUUCA
Messenger RNA from Daphnia carinata, 4304 nucleotides. RefSeq lists its product as uncharacterized. The coding region runs from base 355 to 4077 and encodes 1240 amino acids. The record is from RefSeq and is a predicted model, not a curated record. Lineage: Eukaryota; Metazoa; Arthropoda; Branchiopoda; Diplostraca; Daphniidae. The transcript has a single exon.